UUUCCUUAUGAAGGUACAUAUCUAAUAAACAUGGCGACUGCCAAGUGACAACGCGUUUUGCUGUAUUAAUUGCUUUUCAAUUUUGAGUUUAUUACAUGAUUAUAUCUAGCAAGUAAUUUAUAAAAUAAGACAAUUUUCUAUUUUAUUAUUUCAAAGGAACAUAGCAAUUAAAUAAUAAAAUAAUUUUUUGAACAAAAUCAUCGUAUUGAAACAAGCUUAAAAGAGGAAAAUACUUAGAUUGAAUAAAAAUGCCUACACAAACAACAGAAAAUGAUGAUAUUCGAGUGAAAAUUAUUUAUAAUGGGGAAGUGCAGAUUACGUAUAUCACUCCUGGCAUUUCAGUAGACACCUUACGAGAAGAAAUGCGUACAAUAUGUGGAUUUGGUGCUGCAGGACUAGAUCAGUUUACAAUGAAAUGGGUUGACGAUGAAGGGGAUCCAUGUAGAAUUGCUUCUCAACAUGAACUGGAUGAAGCAUUACGUCUUUAUGAAUUAGAAAAGGAUACUGAAAUUACUAUACAUGAACAAAAAAAUCAUUAAAGUUGUGAAAAAAAAAUAAUAUUUAUUAGAAUAAAGGAAGUACGAGUGAUAUAAAAAGUGACAAAAGUGACAAAAGUGAUAAAUAAAGAAAGUAAACGCAAUAAAAGAAAAACAAUAAGAAGACGAAAAUGAAAGAGAAUAUCGAGAAUAAAGCUAAAAAAGAAAAGAUAACAAGUGAUUAUUGAAGAUAAGAAAAAUUUGAAAAUGGAAAGAGAAGAAGCACAGGAAAUGAAUAGGAAAGAAAGAAGAAGGAUUGGAUAGUUUGUCAAAGAGAAAUCAGUUCUGUUUUUCAGAGUGUGCCUUUAUUUUAGCGUUUGCGCAUUUCAUGGAAUAAAGCGCGUCGGGCGGCGGCGGUAGUUAACGAAUCCCGCGGCAGCAGUCGAUAUUCUUACGCGAACUGAUUAGCCACGAAGUUUUCUCGCGCAAGUAUAUUCAAACCGACUGUUAAAACACAUUUAAACGUGAGAAUAUAAUUAAAAAAAACAUCUUUUUAAAGAAAAAAAAUAAAACAAUAAUAAUAAUAGUAAUAAAAGAAAAAAGAAAACAAGAAAUAAAAUAAAAACACGAAAUAAAGAAAAGAGAAAUAUAAAUCGAAGAAAAGGAAAUAUAAAUCGAAGGAAAAAAGAAAUAGGUUGAUUAGCUUGAAACAUUGAUACGAUAACAAUAUUCUGAGGAGAAGUUUGCCAUAGACUAUUUCAAUAGUCGGUGAUUUAUGUCGAGAGGUUGUGACAGCAUACCUUUAACAAUCGCUGUUGUUAGUGAAGAGGUUGCAAAAGUGGCGAUAAACCAGCAUCGAUCGCGCUGACUCGUCGCAUUCUCAGCCGGGUUUUCCUGCAAGAGGUCGGGCUACGGUAAAA
Messenger RNA from Apis cerana (Asiatic honeybee), 1396 nucleotides. RefSeq names its product protein kinase C iota type-like. Lineage: Eukaryota; Metazoa; Arthropoda; Insecta; Hymenoptera; Apidae. Gene Ontology annotation, molecular function: protein binding. The record is from RefSeq and is a predicted model, not a curated record.